GAUUGAUAAUGCAGGCAACACCGUUCUUGUAUCAUUGGAGAAGGGGUGGGGCUGCAUCCAAAAUGUAAUAAAUCAAUGCAGCAAACAUUUACAUUUGAUUUGAAAAUUCAAACCACUUUAGGUUUGUUUCUAUGUGAAUAAUGGCUUUGACAGUUUCUUAUCUGAAUGCCUUCAUAUGCUAUGUACAUAGAAAAUGAAAUGUCUUUUAUCUUCUUUUAGUGCUGAUGAAAAUCGUUCCCAAGAUCCAAGUGCCAAAGUAACAGAAGAUAGUCUUUACUACUCAGGGAUGCACAGUGACAGCAGUAUUAAGUUUGUCACCCUCUAUCAACGCGAAAGUUGUCUGGACAGCCUGGAUGCCGCUGCAGACUCUGAAAAGCCCAGUACCUCCAAACAAGGGCUUAACAUGCUGAAGAAGUUCCCGUCCGCACCGUCCAAAGUGUUUUUGAGAUCCAAUGCCAGUAUUCCCAAACCUCCCUCUCCCUCAAGCUCUGAGGACAAAGGCUAACACUUCUACACUUGA
Molecule: messenger RNA, 520 nt
Organism: Condylura cristata (star-nosed mole)
Lineage: Eukaryota; Metazoa; Chordata; Mammalia; Eulipotyphla; Talpidae
Product: fibrous sheath-interacting protein 2-like
Exons: 4
Coding region: 194-505 (103 amino acids)
Source: RefSeq, a predicted model, not a curated record